AUGGAUCUUAAGCAUAGUCAUUUGGUGAAGCUGAAUGAUGGACACUUCAUGCCAGUGCUUGGAUUUGGCACUUAUGCUUCUGAAGAUACUCCUAAAAGCAAGGCUCAAGAGGCCACCAAAGUGGCAAUUGAUAUAGGUUUCCGUCACAUAGAUUCAGCAUACGUCUAUCAAAAUGAGGAGGAAAUUGGAGAGGCCCUUCGAGAGAAGAUUGCAGAUGGUACUGUGAAGAGAGAGAAUUUGUUCUAUACCACCAAGCUUUGGGCUACUUUCCAUCAACCAGGUUUGGUUCAACCAGCCCUGGAGAAAUCAUUGAAGAAACUUCAACUGGACUAUGUAGAUCUCUUCAUUGUUCAUAUGCCAGUUUCUCUAAAGGCUGGGGAAGAACUGUUGCCCAAGGAUGCCAAUGGGAAAAUUAUUUUAGAUAGAGUGGACCUUCGUGAUACAUGGGAGGCUCUGGAGAAGUGUAAAGAUGCAGGUUUAACCAAAUCCAUAGGGGUGUCCAAUUUCAACCACAAACAACUGGAAUCAAUCCUGAACAAGCCAGGGCUCAAGUACAAGCCUACCUGCAAUCAGGUGGAAUGUCACCCUUAUCUCAACCAGAAAAAACUCCUGGAAUUCUGCAAGUCCAAGGACAUUGUUCUGGUUGCCUACAGUGCCCUAGGAUCCCACAGAGACCCAAAGUGGGUUGGACCAGAUAGCCCACAUCUCUUGGAGGAUCCAAUCUUGAAUGCAGUUGCCAAGAAACACAAGCGAACUCCAGCCCAAGUUGCCCUGCGCUACCAGCUGCAGCGGGGGGUGGUGGUCCUGGCCAAGAGCUUCAAUGAGAAAAGAAUCAAAGAGAACUUUGAGGUAUUCAACUUUGAAUUGACUCCAGAAGACAUGAAAAGCAUAGAUGGCCUCAAUAGAAAUUUCCGAUAUGAUGCAUUAGAAUUUGCUAUGGAUCACCCUGAUUUUCCAUAUUCUGAAGAAUAUUGA
Messenger RNA from Castor canadensis (American beaver), 975 nucleotides. RefSeq names its product aldo-keto reductase family 1 member C15-like. The record is from RefSeq and is a predicted model, not a curated record. Gene Ontology annotation, molecular function: oxidoreductase activity. Lineage: Eukaryota; Metazoa; Chordata; Mammalia; Rodentia; Castoridae.